This is a messenger RNA of Mirounga angustirostris (Northern elephant seal), 3968 nucleotides long. RefSeq names its product actin maturation protease (gene ACTMAP). Lineage: Eukaryota; Metazoa; Chordata; Mammalia; Carnivora; Phocidae. Bases 1431 to 2339 code for a protein of 302 amino acids. The record is from RefSeq and is a predicted model, not a curated record. The transcript is spliced from 6 exons.
AGGAGGCCUUAGAGAAGGCCAGCCCAGUCCCCAGGAGCAGAGAUGACGUGAAGAGGCUCCUGAAGCUGCACAAGGACCGGUAGGGUCUCACCGAACCACCUGUCCCCAGGUCACUUCAGCCGUCUUCUCUUGGGGUUUCCCAUUUCCUCAAGGUCAAAGAGCCUGUGUGCCUCAGCUCCCUACUUAGACCCAUUCAGGGCACGCCUUCACCAAAGAAGAGAGAUCCUGCCCUCAAGGCACCUAGUCCAGUGGCAGAGACAGAUCCCUCCCUCACCAGUGACAGCCCAGAGUGGUCAGAGCUGUAAUGAGGGAGCCCCCAGGGCGGGCCUGGCCAAGGCUGGGGGUUAAGGGGGCCUGAGAACUGUCCCGGGUGUGAUGAGGAGAAUGAACAGCCCGUGCAGAGUUGCAGGCUGAAAUGGAGAGGUGUUCUUCUCAAGGAUCUGCAAAUAUUUCUGUAACAGGACAGGGGAGGUGGUAAACAUGGGGUUUCUUUUUUUUUUUUUUUUAAGAUUAUUUAUUUGACAGAGACACAGCGAGAGAGGGAACACAAGCAGGGGGAGUGGGAGAGGGAGAAGCAGGCUUCCCCCGGAGCAGGGAGCCCGAUGCGGGGCUCGAUCCCAGGACUCUGGGAUCGUGACCUGAGCCGAAGGCAAACGCUUAACGACUGAGCCACCCAGGCACCCCAAACAUGGGGUUUCAACAGGUGGACAAGAGCCCAGAUCACACAGGGCACGGGCGCCACGUGGAGGGAGGUGGACUAUCCUGAGGGCACUGGGAGCUUCGGAAAGGCCUUGCACAGGGAGGGAGGCUACCUGUGGGGACUGGAGGUGGUGAGACAGUAAAGGGGUUCAGGAGGAAGCUGGAGCACCCAGAGAUCCAGGCGGGAGGGGGCUAGGCCCAGGCUGGGGCUGUGGUGACCCGGUGUAACAAUGAGUGAAUUGCCCAGACUCAGGGAAGAAACUUCUAGCUCUCUAGACAAGUUUCUAAUAUGUUUGGUUAGGACAUUUGUCAGGCACUAUUCUAAGUGUGUUUAGAUAUUGAUUUCAUCCUCUCAGUGAUUCUGUAGGAUGGGAACUAUUAUCAUAUUCCAGAUGAGGAAACUGAGGCUCAUGGAGCUGAAGUCCCUUACCCACAGCACUUAGAAUUCUGAGCCCAGUUGGCAUUCUGGCAGCAGGCCUUCAUGCUUUUAACCGCUGUGCUAUCAUCUUCCAUCAGGACGGUGCUUCCAACUGGGAACCAGGAGCUUUGGGUUUUCUGCCCAGCCUUGCUCUUUCACUGGCCUUGGAACAGAAAUACUGGAUACGCAUGUUGCCCAGCCCCUCCUGAGCCCUGGGGCCUCAUCCAGAUCAAACCUUUCUGAGUGACUUCCCCAAGGGUGGGGCUGGGCAGGCCUGCAAGAGCUCACUAUCCAGUUUCAGAAGUGACUUGCAAUGGAUCCUCUUCUGUGCCGACCUGCCCUCCCUCAUCCAGGAAGGCCCUCAGUGCGGGCUGGUGGCCUUGUGGAUGGCAGGCACACUGCUGGCACCACCCAGUGGCAUCCCCCUGGAGAGACUUGUGCAGAUGGCCGUGGAGAGAGGCUACACGGCCCAGGGAGAGAUGUUCUCCGACGUGGCAGUUGCAGUGAUGAUUCGAGGUGCCGAUCCCCAGUUAGCCCACGGCUUGCAGCCAGGCACACAGCGAUCCUUCUGUCUCUGUCACCCCUGCAGUGGCCGACAUGGGCAAGCUGGCCUGGGAGGCACUGGGCUGCCAGGCUGAGCAGCUCCACGGUGGCCUGGGCGGUCCCAACAGAGCCCGUGUCCUGCAGCACCUUGUCUCCGGACACCCCAUGCUCAUCCCGUAUCCCACGGCCCAGAGGGGAGCUGGGUGGGGAUGGAGAAGGGUGGAUCCCAGGGCCACACCACAGCUUUGGCCUUAACCCCCCCGGCACCAGCUACGACGAGGACUUCAACCACGAGCCGUGUCAGAGGAAGGGCCACAAGGCCCACUGGGCAGUGAGCACAGGGGUCCUGCUGGGUGUGCGGGCCGUGCCAGGCCUCGGCUACUCUGAGGACCCCGAGCUGCCAGGUCUGUUCCACCCAGUGCCCAGCAUGCCCCGCCAGCCACCAGCCCUGCCAGAGGAAGGCUCCCCAGGAGCCGUCUACCUCCUCUCCAAGCAGGGCAAGAGUUGGCAUUACCAGCUGUGGGACUACGACCAGGUCCGGGACAGCAACCUACAGCUGACGGACUUCUCGCCGUCACGGGCCGCCGACGGCCGGGCGUACGUGGUGCCUGCAGGCGGGGUGCGGGCCGGCCUCUGUGGCCAGGCCCUGCUCCUCAGACCGGGGGACUCCAGCCACUAGCCCGCUGCAGCCCUGAGGCCGGCUGACAGGGCCACGGCCACAGCUGGGCUCUGUCACCACGUGAAGGGUGCUCCGGUUUCUCCCUUUGCAAGAGCCCGCCAAGUGUGGGCUCCGUUCCCAAGGACCUCCAGCCAGAGAUCCUCCACGCGGAGGCCCCCUCCCACCCGUCCGUCCGGUCCCAAUCCCCUUCUCCCACGCCCACCCCCCCAGUAUUGGGCUCCUGAUGUGUGGCUGGGGUUCAAGCCGGGAGCCAACCAGACAAGCUCCCUCUCCAGGGAAGAGACUUGGCCACAGCUCGGCCCACAGGUCCUGCCUGGCUGCCUCACCUCAGUGUUGCAUCCAGCCAUUUCUCACUGGUGACCAGCCUCUUCUAAAGGACCCGCCUCUCUCUGGACACCUGCAGGAGCCUCACCAGACCCCUUGCUGCCCCCCAGCGUCUGUUCCCACGGAGCCUAGGAAGCCUUGCCUUUCAAAAUGCAAACCGGGGCUUAACCACUCGCCUCCAGAGAAGCUUCCAGCAGCUCCUAGUUGCUCACAGGAUAGGGAUUAAACUCUCCCAGCCCCAGCUCAUCAUGCUUUCUGCCGCUAGCCACACUGGCCUUCCAGGUCGCUAGAGUGCCCUAUUCCCCUGCACCCAACCCUCUGCCGAGGAUAACUACUUAAUUCUCUAUUUUGGCUCAUCUUCCUCAGGAAGACUCCCUAGCCCCAGGCGCGGCCCCUCCCCCACCUCUUGUUCUGAUUUAGAACCGAAUGUGCUUCUAUGUGCCAACCCCUUUGCUCAUUUUAACUCAUCAAAUUCUCCAACCACGAAAGGAAGGGACUAGAUCUUCCUCCAUUUUACAGAUGGAGAGACUGAGGCCUGGAGAAGUGUGGUGACGGGCCUGAGGUCACAUGGCUGGCAAGUGGCAGGGCCAGGAUUCAAACCUGGCGGUUAGUAGCUAUACAGCUGUGGGUGGAGAAAGAGGUUAUUGAUUGAAUGAGGACCUGUUGCUUCUACUCUGAAAGGGAGGAACAGGUCCGUCUUGGUCACCUGUGUACCCAGUGCCAGGCAAAGGGUCUUAUUUAGAGAUGCUGUACAGUGUGGUGUCCCCCCCCCACCCAAAGAGGAGCACCCCCGCCCUGGCCCCUCUGCACCAGAGCACCCCAGCCCUGACACCCUGGUUGGUGCUGUCUGGCGCACUGUCCUGGGAGGCCGUGAGGGUGCAGCUGGGAGCUGUCUGGGUCACUAGUCUGUUCCCCACGUCAUCCAACACGGAGCCAGGCACAAGAGCAGCUGCUGGGUGGAUGCUGACUGGAUGAACCGGCUUGCUCUGCAUCCCAAACCACUCAUGAUCCCAUGCCCCCACCUGGCACUAAUGGUGAAACUGGGAGCUUUGAGCCCACACACCCCAGACAUAAAAGAAAAAAGUCCAGGGCGCCUGGGUGGCUCAGUCGUUAAGCGUCUGCCUUCGGCUCAGGUCAUGAUCCCAGGGUCCUGGGUUCGAGUCCCGCACCGGGCUCCCUGCUCUGCGGGGAGCCUGCUUCUCCCUCUCCCACUCCCCCUGCUUGUAUUCCCUCUCUCGCUGUGUCUCUCGCUGUCAAAUAAAUAAAUAAAAUAUUUUUAAAAAAAAAAGAAAGAAAGAAAAAAGU